GUUAGAAGAUCACUUGUCAUCUUCUUCGCUCUGACAUUAAAUAUAGACUCGAUUCUUAAAAAAAGAGUGAGAUGGAAAUAUGUUUGAUAAAUUCAACAAUAUAUAAAUGUUUACAAUUUUUUUUUUAAUAUUGCCAUUCCUUUUACUACAAAUACUACGAAUUCUACUACACUUUACUACAUAACAAUAGUAUUUAACAAACGAGUGUAGUUCAUUGAUUUUUUUAUUUUACGCUGGAAAUUGGGUGUGGAUAUUCAGUGUCAUAAAUAUUAUUAUUUAUUAGCAAUAAUUAGUGAUGAUAAAUACUUAGCUGUUAAGAGUGGUGAUACAAUUACGGGAUAUGGGAGUGGGAUAAAAUAUAUAUAAAAAUAAAUAUAUUUAAAUAUGACGAAAGAUUUUAAUGGUGACCGUAAAGGGAAUUUGUGACGGGUGUUUUAAUAUUUUAUUGUUAGACGGUGAGAUAAUAAAUUAUAAUGCAGCUUAUAAGGUGUAGAUGAAACAAUAAUAUGGAGCUGAAAGUUUGGGUUGAAGGAAUACAACGGAUUGUUUGUGGUGUCACUGAGACAACUACGUGCGAGGAUGUAGUUUACGCACUAGCUCAUGCUACCAGCCAGUCUGGGAGGUUUACUUUGGUUGAACGAUGGCGUAAUAGUGAACGUCUUUUGGCACCCUAUGAAAAUCCUCUUAUGAUACUGAUGAAGUACGGCGAAUACGCUCCAGAUGUUCAAUUGAUUCUUCGAAAGUCAAACUCGGAUGUGAACAAAAAUCAGCCGAAUGUAUUAAAUAGAACCCGGCCUAAUGGAGCACUAAACUCGUCAUCUGAUCAAUUCGUUAAUAAUAGAAGUCACGAUAGCGGUAGUAAUAGUAACAAUAAUAAUAACAAUAGUAAUAAUGGACACUCUACGUCUGAGAGUAAUGAAUCACCGGAGGUACUCAAGAGGAAUCGGGACAUACGAAAAUCCCUUACGUUUAGUGGAUUGCACGGAACAGUAUCUGAUCAUUCAGAGGUACAAAUGGAAAAUAUUGCUGUAGUACAACCGACACUACAGACCAAAAUACAAUCGAGAAAAGCUGCAUUUAAGAGCAAUGAGUCACCUACCAGAGCUUCGAGUAGCGAAGGAUUUAUAAGCUUAACACACAAAAAAACCCGUGAAGUACCACCAUAUCGUGAUCCUCCAGGUCCUGAUUCAUCACCAUUGAGGACAUUGCCCCCGUAUCGUGAUCCUCCGCCACCAAUAGUGACUAAUAGCAAGUCACAGUCUCAAGAAAGUUCGACUAGUGAAAAUUUCAGUCUUUCCAAAGAAGAACAGUCCUCGGCUACUGGUUCUACUAAAUCAAAACGUAGUCAGGAGAUCCAAGAUACAAAGGGACUUAUGCAAUCGAGUAAGCCGCAACUAAGUCAACCGCAAAAUAUGGUAGCUGUGGCUUAUACUCAUCGUUAUGCUGAACUUAUAAAACUAGUCAAUAACCAACGCGAUACUCUUAGCUCACAACAAGUUGAUCUCACUAAAUUGAACGCCGAAAUCUUGUAUUGGGAGAGUAAAAAUAGAGAGCACUAUAAUCAAAUGGAUUUUAUAUCACAGGAAAUAAAUCGUAUUGAAUCAGCCGGUCGUGUUUUAGAAGAACAGUUAAGUGAAUUAAUGCACACUGAAGAAGAAAAUGAACUUGUAAGACAGCAGGAAAAAUCUCUGAUAUCAGAAAUAAAUUCGCUUAGAUCGAAGAUCAAUAAGUGCGAAACGGAAUUACUGCAAUGUAAAAAUAAAAUAAGGUUGUUAGUGGAUGAACUUUCAUUAGAGCAACACAAUAUUAACCGAGAAACCGAGGAGCGUUCAGCUAUGGAACGAAAAAUAUUGAAUGAAAUGGAAAGACUACAAAGUGAACUCGAAUUGGCUAAACGGUUAACAGAACACACUAAUCAGUCGGCUGAUUUAUUGAAACAAGAAGUUACGAAUAUUGAAUCGGCUAUUGUAGAUAAAAAAUUACAAGUUGAAAAAUUAGUUUCGGAGAUGAAAGAAGCUAAUUUACAGAGUUUGACUGUUGCAUGUCAAGAGGAACAAAUCAAAAAUUUAUUAGAAGGUAAUCAAAAACCUAUUUGUCCACGUAAACUUAUAGGACCACCAAGGCAACUGGAGAACGCAGUGCCUACUAGUAAAAAUCCACAUGGCGUAUGGGUAUAGAAACAUUAAUAUAGAAGAUAAAUAAAUCGAAUUAAUAAUUUAAUUAUUAAAUAUGUUGAGUGAAAAAAAAAAAAAAAAAUUAUAAAAAGAUUGCAUUUGCACUUUGUUGACGUAGUAAGUUUGAAUGAAAAAAAUUUUAAUGUAUAAUAUUUUCACUUUUAUAGUAUUUGUUUAUUUAUAAAUUUAUUAUCGUUAACAUUUGUUUACUUAGUCAUUAUUUUGAUUUUAUACUUUAUAUAAAUUUAUAUAUAUAAAUAAAUAAAUAUAUUGUAAUAAUUAUUACCA
Molecule: messenger RNA, 2462 nt
Organism: Cotesia glomerata
Lineage: Eukaryota; Metazoa; Arthropoda; Insecta; Hymenoptera; Braconidae
Gene: RASSF8
Exons: 10
Coding region: 507-2177 (556 amino acids)
Biological process (GO): signal transduction
Source: RefSeq, a predicted model, not a curated record